Messenger RNA from Rotaria sp. Silwood2, 678 nucleotides. NCBI's taxonomy places the organism in Eukaryota, Metazoa, Rotifera, Eurotatoria, Philodinida, Philodinidae. The record is from the annotation of a GenBank genome assembly.
AUGUAUGCGUCAUCAAUCGAGUUAAAAAUUGAUGCAUAUGCUGUUCAUGAUCCAGCUGUUGGUUAUUGUCAAGCACAAGCACCAAUUGCUGCUAUUCUAUUAAUGCAUUUCCCACCUGAACAAGCAUUUUGGGUAUUUGUUCAAAUUAAUGAAGAAUAUGUUAAAGGAUAUUUUAGUGAUGGAUUAAUGGCUGUUAAAGAAGAUGCAUUAGCUACAGAAUUACUUAUACAAAGAAUUUCCCAAAGAGGUUAUCGUUUACUGCGUAAACUUGAUGUUGAUCCAAUAUUAUAUACACUUGAUUGGUAUAUGACAUUAUUUUCUCGAACUUAUCGUGCACCACAGUUAUUUCGCAUAUGGGAUAUGUUUUUUUGUGAAGGUGUUAAAGUAUUAUUUCGUUUAGCUCUUGUUAUUGUACGUGAAACACUUGAAGUUGGUCCACCUGAUAUUGUAACUAAAGCACAUAAAUGUGAUAAUCCAAUGGAUCUUAUUGCACUUAUUAAACAAACAGCAAAAAAUUUACCAUUCGAUGUACUCUUAAUAAAAAUGGAUAAACUUCCAUUAACAGAUAUUGAUCUUGCACAAGCAUGUGGGCAAGCAAGACAACAACUUAAUUCAGAUUUAAAUACGACGAAUAGUCGAAAAACAUCAUCUCGAGUUCAAGCUAAUAAACAUAAAUAA